This is a messenger RNA of Prunus avium (sweet cherry), 1616 nucleotides long. Its product is annotated as UDP-glycosyltransferase 86A1. The record is from RefSeq and is a predicted model, not a curated record. Gene Ontology annotation, molecular function: quercetin 3-O-glucosyltransferase activity; quercetin 7-O-glucosyltransferase activity. NCBI's taxonomy places the organism in Eukaryota, Viridiplantae, Streptophyta, Magnoliopsida, Rosales, Rosaceae.
AUGAGAUUGCCAAAGUAUGAUUUUGGUGCAAUUCAAGUCCCUCCCUUUUGCAAUGGAAAAGUGAUGCCUGUUGACUUGACUGAAUGGGAGUCAUCUGGCCGGGUAUCAGAUUUUUGUGAUUCAGAACUUGCCUACUUCCUCAAACAGAUACAGAAUGGUUUCACCAUCACUUUUGUCAACACUCAAUAUAUUCACCACCAGAUAACCAAAUCCCAACCCAACAACAAAACUGAACAAGAUCACACUCAUCAGACAGCUGAUCUUCUCUUUCAGAACCUUGACCAAUUUCUUGAGGGUCAUUUACAUGUCUACCCUGCCCAUGUUGAUGAACUGGUUGGAGAUUUAGUCCAAUCUGACCCCUCAAUCACUUGCUUUAUUGCUGAUACCUUCCACACCUGGCCAGAAACCAUAGCCAACAAGUACAACCUUGUCAAUGUUUCCUUUUGGACUCAACCAGCUUUAGUCCUAAGCAUCUACUAUCACUUGGACCUCCUCAGACAAAAUAGUCAUUUUGGUUUUCAUGAUAAACGUGAGGACAGCAUCGAUUACAUACCGGGUGUGCAGGCAAUUGAACCAAAAGACUUGAUGUCACAUCUCCAAGCUACUGAUUUAUCAUCCCCAAUGCUCAGAACCAUAUGCAAGGCAUUCCAUGAAGUUAAAAGAGCAGAUUUUAUUUUGAUUAAUACAGUGCAAGAACUUGAAUCUGAGACCCUAUCAGCCUUGCACGAGAAGCAGGCCACAUAUGCAAUUGGCCCUGUCUUCCCCAGUGAACCCACUAAGAGUAUUGUGGCUACCAAUCUGAUGUCUGAGUUUGACUGUACUCAAUGGCUCAAAUCCAAGCCUCAUGGUUCAGUUUUGUUUAUUUCAUUUGGUAGUUAUGUUCAAGUUACUACAAAAGAUUUUGAGGAAAUAGCUCAUGGACUUUUGCUUAGUAAAGUGAGCUUCAUCUGGGUACUUCGCCCUGAUACUACAAGUUAUGAAGAAACCAAUAUCCUACCCGUUGGAUUUGACGAUGAGAUUAAAGACAGAGGGAUGAUAGUGCCAUGGUGCUCUCAGAUUAAGGUGCUUUCACAUCCAGCAGUAGGAGGGUUCUUAACGCAUUGUGGAUGGAAUUCCGUACUUGAAAGUAUGUGGUGUGGUGUUCCCAUGCUGUGUUUUCCUCUAUGGACUGACCAAAUCACUAAUAGGAAACUAGUAGUUGAUGAUUGGGGCAUUGGACUGAAUAUUUGUGAUGGGGUAAAACCUAUCACAAGAGUGGAGGUGGCAGAGAAGAUCAACCAUGUGAUGAGUGGAAAAUUGGGCCAUGGUUUGCAGAAGGAGAUAAAAAAUGUGAGGCAAACAAUGGAGGAUGCAUUGACUUUAAAUGGGUCAUCACAGAAGAAUUUCUUUCAAUUCCUAAGUGAUGUGAAGACCAAAGUUCAGACACGAAACUGACUUCCGCAUUGCUACAAUCUUGUGGUUCUGCUUCAUCAUCUCAUUGUCAUUAAAUCAUCAUUAGCAUAAAACGCUUCAUUAGCAAUGUGAAAUCCAAAAUACACAAGAAUGUGGCAUAUCUGAAGAUCUAUUAUCAUGUUUUAAAUCAAUAUUAUUGAGCUGUGUUCCAGUCUCUGAUGAAA